This is a messenger RNA of Coregonus sp. 'balchen', 6615 nucleotides long. The record is from the annotation of a GenBank genome assembly. Lineage: Eukaryota; Metazoa; Chordata; Actinopteri; Salmoniformes; Salmonidae.
AUGACCGACAUCAAGGAAAGGAUACUAAACCUGGAUGUAUUUCACAUUGAGUUAACAACAUUAAGGCUGGGGUUAAAUCCGGAUGUGCUUUGUCAGCUGUGCACCUGUAAAAGGCAAUGUUCCCGCCUUCGUGGAGACCACAUUCAGAGUAAACGCCGCACUCGGCUCAAUUGGAAAUGACCUUUAAAUGUCAAACCUGCUAUAACGCGGAUCUACCACUGAUCGGAUUUAAUCCUGACCUGAGAGACCUUGAGAAGAAAGAUGAGUAGUUAUUUUAUACGGGGAUUUAGACUCCAGCCUUGUUUUACCUCUCUGCACAACACACAACCCAGCUCGGUGUCAUGACAUCAGACUGAAAGCAUUUUGAACAGGCAGCAGGCUACGAUUCUGAGUAGGCGUCAAUAGACAUCAUGCUACAAAGGGCUUUGAAUUGGUCUGAUUUAACAAACAAAUAAUUGUCUUUGUGUGGACAGCACAGUUGAUAACAUUGUUAAUGCUCUUGGAUGCAUAGACAACACGGAAAGCCCCUUCUCUCAAUUGAUUGACGUCACUUCAACAGUAUUUCAUCCUUCCAUGAUAUCUGUAUCUACACUGAGUGCACAAAACAUUAGGAACACCUGCUCUUUCCAUGACAUAGACUGACCAGGUGAAUCCAGGUGAAAGUCAUCAAUCGUACAGCCAGACCCCAAAUCUACCAUGUUCAACAUGUAUACAGGUACGAGUGUAAAGGGCUACAACACUUUAUGUUUGUGUUUCCUUUACUUUGGCAGUUACCUGUAUCUAUGGUAAUGGAGCCAGCUGCUAGAUAGACAUUGAUUAAGACAGAACAAUGUGAGGUGUCUGAUGUGUUUCAGAAUCAGGGAAAUUCAAUCAGUAAGUCUGGUCCUAGUGUUGUAUCUAUUCUCUCCAGUUUUCCACUAGGGUUUGUUGAUAAGAAAGGAAAGGUAGCCAAAGACGUGGUCAAAUAUUGGCUUUUGGAGAAUGAGAUGCAAGCUCCUCAAGAGAUAUAUGAUCACCUCCCUCUCCAGGACACACACCCACGGACACACACAUACACACCUCCCCCUCCUCAGCUGUAUUACUGAUGUAUCCGAGAGGUAGUGGAUUGUGUGUUUGUUGGUCACGCUCAUGUGGGUGUGUGGGCCAGAGCUUAUAGUACUGCUGCCUGGCAGGCUCGUCUGUGGAUGGGGACUGUGUGUGUGUGUGUGUGUGUGUGUGUGUGUGUGUGUGUGUGUGUGUGUGUGUGUGUGUGUGUUUGCUUGCAGAUGGGGACUAGCUCCUUAAGAUGGAAAUUGCCAUAAUGUGUCCUGCAGCAGUCUGCUGCACAGGCCCCUGGACACACACGGCACACAUCACAAGGCACACACACACACUUUUCAUCAUCGAGAUACACCUUUCUCAAGGGCAAAUGUGCUCUUCUCUGUUCGCCUGUGUGCUUCACUUGCGAUGUAUAAGAACAUUUUAGUCUAAUUAAGAUGAAUUGUUGCGUGGAGGAUUAACAUAGGAGUUAGUGUGGAGCGUAAAAGUACUUGGCAACUCAGUCAAUUAACCCCUAGUUUCAAUUUACAGAGAGUAACAGUUUCUGACUGUGCCAGAGUUUUUAAUCUUAGUACCGGUAAGUAAGUGGCCACCCUUGUAAGUGGCGUACUAUCAAUGCCUUUUCAUGCAUACAAGUACAUAGUAAUGACUUUUUGCGAAAGUGCAUGUUAUUUUGUAGGAGGCGAGCCUUUCUUUCAGAAAAGGGAACUGUUUAGUUUCGAUGCGUGUCUAAUGUCUACACGCUGCAUCCCAAAUGGCACCCUAUUCCCUAUUUAGUGCACUACUUUUGACUGGAAACCCAAAAGGAAAUAGGGUGCCAUUUGGGACUCAGCUUUGUCCUCAGUAUCUGAAGGUAAUGGGUGUUAACCUGUGUUUCUGUUCCCUUUCUCUCCUCUACUCCCUUGUCUUCCAACUCCCCUGCUACUUUUUACCCCCCUCUCUGACCUGCUCCAACCAGUGUAUAAUUUUUGGGAGUGUGUGUGUCCUUUCCUUGGUUAUUUUUAGCUGCUGUCUUUAAGGAGGAGUGCGCUUUUUCCUUCGGCUGAUCGUGUGUGCUGUGGAGCGAGACAGGGGAGACUGGAGGGACACAGUGUGUGUGUGUGUGUGUGUGUGUUCCAGCUCCGCUCAGCGGAGGGAGUGUGUCUGUCCUUUCGGAUGGUCCCAGGGGGCCAGAGGGGCUGUGGAGAUUGGACAGGGAUAGGGGGCACCAGUAGGGAACUCGCCAUCAUUACUUAAUCAUAUUCCCUUCCUACAGUCAUAUCAUAUGAUGGACCAAACCUUGGGUUGUAUUAAGACUUUUCUGAAUUAAUUCACAGUUGCUUUUAAGUGCUUUAAAGAGGAUGUUCAGAAAUUAGAUUUGCCAUACCUCCUAUAGUUCUGCUCAGUGACAGUGAGGUGUGUUUUUUCUCCCACACUGGGUGAAAUGUGAAAAUGGGUCCCAAAACUAUAAUGAGAGAGAGAUAGAAGAGAGAGAGAGGAAAAGAGAGCGAGAGGAAGAGAAGAAGAGAGAGAGAGAGAGAGAGAGAGAGAGAGAGAGAGAGAGAGAGAGAGAGAGAGAAUGAGUCACCUAAAGAAAGGUAGACAGAGUAACAGUCGAGUAAUAAUGUAUUUAGAGAGAGUAAAUAACAGAGGAUGGAGGGGAAGAGAGUAAAGGAUGCAGGAGGGAAUGAGAGGAUAGUGAAAGAGUGAGUGUAUGGGAAUAUUGAGCCACAAAGCAUUUUUGUCAGAUCAAAGCUAAUCCUUAUCUUAUGAAGGGUUUUUACUAAUACCCCUGGUUCUCUUACCCCUAAGGCAGGUCUCUCUCUCUCUCUCUCUCCUCUCUCUCGCCAUGCCUAGCUACUAUAGUAUAGCAAGACGAGAACCAGGAUAAUAUCUUCUCUCUCUUCCUCUAUGUAGAUCAUCUCUCCUCUGAUCUCUCUCUCUCUCUCGCUCAUCUCUCUCUCCCUCCUCUCUCUCUCUCUCUCUCUCUCUCCCUCUCUCUCUCUGUCUCCUCCCCUGUAACUAAAAUUACUGGGAUUUUUCUGCAUUUUACUUGACUUUGAAAUGGUGGUAGAGAAUGCAGAACGGUUUAGAGAAACUAGGUCAAGCGAAGAGUGAAGGGGGUAUCGCAUCAGAACCAAAACAGAAAGAUGCAUUUUGCCUGGGGAGGGAUAGAGGGAGAGAGGAAAAGAGGGGGAGGGAGGAAGUGGGUGAAUUUCAGAUGUGUGUGGCGGAGACGCUAACCGCUGCAAAUGGGAUGCUUUACAGUGGAUUUAGAAACCUAUCACAAGACAUACAUGUUUGUGUCUCAAAUGGUACCCUAUUCCCUAAGUAGUGCAGUACUUUUGGCCAGGGCCCAUAGAUAAUAGGGUGCCAUUUGGGACACAGCCGGUAUGUCACAUGGAUGUCUUCACUAUGUCUGCAAGUCCAUUACAACUUGUGAGCAAACAGCUGUGAGAGCUGAGGAGUUUAAUUGACAAGAUCUAAUUUGACAAAAUGAAUAGUAUCUAUGGUCACCUUGAAAAUAAAAAGGUUUCACGGUUGUUCCAUGUCACUGUCCCUCUGUCAGUCAGUUACUAAGACAUGUACCUACUACCAUACAAGCUACAGUGUCCCUAUAGGGCUGAGAGAUGGAAGAGGAAAGAAAAAAGCUUGCCUUGCUUUGAGUCCAACUCUCCAUUUCACACUCCCAGCUCACAGAGACCCUCUUUGGCAUUUUAACAGCAAUAUUUUGACAGAACGUAAUCAUCUGUAAAUGUCAGCGUCAUAACAGAGAUUCUACAUGGAUUAAGGGCAAUUCCACAUUAAUGGAAUUACGCUAACAUGCUACCCAGACCGCAAGCGCACAAGUUGAUUUUGUCCCCCCCACACCAGACGCGAUCAGGACACGCAGGUUGAAAUAUCAAAAUAAACUCUGAACCAAUUAUAUUAAUUUAGGGAGAGAUCGAAAAGCAUUAAACAUUUAUGGCAAUUUAGCUAGCUAGCUUGCUGUUGCUAGCUAAUUUGUCCUGGGAUAUAAACAUUGGGUUGUUAUUUUACCUGAAAUGCACAAGGUCCUCUACUCCGACAAUUCAUCCACAGAUAAAACGGUAAAACUUUGUUUUCUAGUAAUCUCUCCUCCUUCAGGCUUCUUCUUCUUCUUUGGACUUUAAAUGGCGUUUGGCAACCAACUUUAUGGUGCAUUACCACAACCAACUGGACAGGAGCGUAGACCUCAGUUCAUCUUUCAAUCACCCACCUGGGUAGAUGCUCCUAAAAACCAAUGAGGAGAUGGGAGAGGCAGGACUUGCAGCGCGUUGAGCGUCACAAAUAGAACCAAGAUCUAUUUUAGCGCCUGGCCACGCAGACGCUCGUUGAUGAGCGCGAGUAGUGUGGGUGCAAUGAUUGAAUAACAUGUAUGUGUACAUUUAUUUUCCAACGCUCACACAUGCAACACGUACGGUGUGGUUAGCAUGUAACACUUGAAAUGAAUGCCAAACAAAAACCAUUGAUUUCAAAGUUGAACAAACCAUAAAACUCUAUGCACAAGGACUACUUAGAAAAAUGUACACAGUAAGUAAAUAAAAAAAUCUGGGAAAAGUGUGCAAAGUUUGGUAACAGAAUUACAGUAACAUCCUGUUAAAGUAGUCCUUGUGCAUAGAGCUGUAUGGUUUGUUAAACUUUGACAUCAAUGUUUUUUGUUUGGUAUACAUUUUAAGUGAGAAAUCUGAGUCUCAGCAUUAUUCUGUUACCAUGGAAUUGACCUUAACUAACAUGGCUGAUAUGAUUACGUAAGAAGAAGAGUGGGAGAACAAACUUUCACAGAGCCUGUGGCCAACUAAUACGUACGUUGAUUUUUUAUGUAUUCUGUGUACAGCGUGAUGACCAAAUACAUUUCCUGCUGUGGGAUAAUGAAGUUAACUGAACUGAAGAUGCAAAAUAAUUAGCCUUAGUGCCCAGACUUGCCCUAUUGUGUCUGAUUUGGAUAUGUCAUGCAUGAUGAUGAUGUCACUUUCCAUCACGUGUGGUUGUGGCAUGUGUUAUGACAACCUCCUUUCUCUUUGCUCUGUAUGAUGUGGUGUGUAUGAGCUUCGUCACACGUUUCUGUAAUGUUAGUUAUUUCUCUGUCGUGUGUGUGUGUGUGUGUCUGAUGAGAGCUAACUGUGUGUUUGUGUGUGUGUGUGUGUGUGGUGCACAUGCGCAUGUAUCACUGCAUUGUGGGUGUGUGUCUGUGUGUGUGUGAUUCCUUCUGAUGUUGCAGCCAGGCGGGCAGGCAGGCAGAGAGGCAGAGCGUGGAUAGGGGCAGGGCAGCUAACUGACUUAUCUGUGUGAAAAUGAAUGCGAGAGAUCCAGGCUGAUGAGGGACGAAGGCUGCACCCUAUUCCCCAUAGGGCUCUGGUCAAAAGUAGUGCACUAUAUAGGGAAUGGGGUGCCAUUCGGGACAAACACAAAGCCUACGUGCCUGGCUGCCCGCUACAAUGCCCAUAACAUGCCCCUGCUCCUAUUUCUGCUCCAUCAGUGUUGAUGCCCACUUCUAUACAUACACACACACACACCCUCUCUAUCCCGUAAAUCUCUUCAGCCCAUUAACACUGCUGUCCUCUCUAUUGUUUCACAGAUGAACCACCAUGUGACCUCGAUCGUCCUGUGACAUCACACCGACACUGAGACGGCCAGGUGGGUGGAAGGACACCGAGCAGAGGCUACGUGAUCAAACAGCACAGCUUUGCUCUGAGGAGGAUUCAAGUGCCUUAUAGAGGUUCUGGAUACCAUUUGGCUUUCUGCUACUACAGUCAAAUAAUAAGAGACAUUCUUCUUUGUCAUCCUGGUUAACAGUUGAGCACGUUCUCUCCCUUCUCCUGAAACUAUAAAGCACCUAGCCUUGUGAAACCAGCCUAUUCUCGUGAUUGCUAACAUUCUGAUAAGUGAAGUGAAAGGAAACGUGAAAGCUACUAUAAAGGACCAAUAAUAACAAUCCAUAACAAAAUGGAGACUCGGUCUCUCUCGCAGGACUCCAUCUUGGAGUGUCAGAUCUGUUUUAACUACUACAGCCCGCGACGGAGGCCCAAGCUGCUGGACUGCAGACACACGUGCUGCUCCGUGUGCCUGACCCAGAUGAGGUCCAGCCAGAAAGAGAUCCGCUGCCCCUGGUGCCGUGGCGUCACCAAACUUCCCGCCGGCCUCUCCGUCUCCCAUCUCCCCGAUGACCCCGACAUCAUCACCGUCAUCGCAAUCCCGCACGCCUCCGAGCACACGCCCGUCUUCAUCCGCCUGCCUAGCAAUGGCUGCUACAUGCUGCCCCUGCCCAUCGCUAAGGAAAGGGCACUGUUGCCCGGCGAACUGGGCUGCCGGUUCCUGCCAGGUGGCAGCGGGCAGCAGAAGGUGGAUGUGGCAGUGGUGGCCAUGCCUGAGCUGCAACCCCUGGGGAUGAGUCUCGACAGCCUGGAGGAGGCAGAGAGGAGGGGAGCCGGGGGAGGUGGUGGUGGAGGGAAGGGCUCCACGUGGUCCGGGGUGUGUACAGUGAUCCUGGUAGCCUGCGUCCUGCUCUUUCUCCUGGGAAUCGUGCUCCACAACAUGUCCUGCAUCUCCAAACGCUUUACUGUCAUCUCCUGUGGCUGA